This is a messenger RNA of Penicillium daleae, 351 nucleotides long. RefSeq lists its product as uncharacterized. Bases 1 to 351 code for a protein of 116 amino acids. The record is from RefSeq and is a predicted model, not a curated record. NCBI's taxonomy places the organism in Eukaryota, Fungi, Ascomycota, Eurotiomycetes, Eurotiales, Aspergillaceae. The transcript has 2 exons.
AUGUUCUUCAGUGGCAGCACGGGUUGGAACCGCCCUGGCAGCUCGCACCAGGAGAGCAGAGACGACAACCUUCUUGCCGCAGUACUGGGAUGGGUUGGCGCCCAGCUGGGUGUUGUUCAUGGCGACGAUGUUGUUGGUGUUCAUCUGGUUAAGAGAGAGCAGGGUCUCGGAGCUGCACAUGACUCCACCCAUGUUCUGGUACUCGAAGGUGGUACCGCAGGCAUCGACCUGCUCGAUGUCGUAGUAGUAUGUGCCGAAGCCUUCGCCGCUGGAAAUGACGGACUGGGCAGAGGCGCCGAGGGCGAAGAGCAGACCCGCUGCGACAGUGGAUUGGAACAUCAUGAUGUUUAA